AUGUUCAACCACGAGCGACCAUCGUACCUGGGACCAUCCUCUGGCGGUCCACCACCACCACCACCUGUUGUUGAGCCCAUUCGCCAGCUCAAGGAGAAACCAUGCAUUGGACAAAUCCUCAAGCCCUGGACGUUAACACGAGUCCAUCGUACUCCGAACUCGGGCGCAGAUUCGGACGUACAUAACAUACCAUUUGAGGCGCCGGAAGACGGUAUCCUUGUGAUAUCGGAUUCAGCGGGCCGCUGCGAGCACUUUGAGGUAUACAUUGAUAAUAAUUGGAUAGGGGAGACUUCUGGAACUGGUGAUCUGGAUUGGUCUACUUGCGGACCUCCAGAUGAAUGCAUGGAGAAACACGGUGGCCAACAUGGGUACUUUGCCCUUCCCAAAGGUAAUUACCAGCUUGGCCUCAAGUGGAGCAAUGUUUCACGUUUAUGUGAUAGUGCUCCGAGUGGAGGGGCGAAUUAUCAAUUUUACCGUGGAUGCUAG
This is a messenger RNA of Bipolaris sorokiniana ND90Pr, 486 nucleotides long. RefSeq lists its product as uncharacterized. The record is from RefSeq and is a predicted model, not a curated record. NCBI's taxonomy places the organism in Eukaryota, Fungi, Ascomycota, Dothideomycetes, Pleosporales, Pleosporaceae. Bases 1 to 486 code for a protein of 161 amino acids. The transcript has 2 exons.